GCAAUGCUUUACCGUGUGUGUGUGUGCGCCUGUGAGAGAGAAAGAGAGACAGUUUCGUUCGUUUGUGUGAGUGUGUGAGAGAGACAGUCAGGGGCGGUGAGGAGCUCCAGACCGGCGCAGAGAGGAGAGAGGGUUGUGCCCCGCCCCUCUCGGACACGUUGCCCAGGGAGAGGCUGCACGGGCUGCAUGGGACUCCUGCACGCCCGCCCGCCCGCCUUCUAUGGAACAUACACGUUUUCGGCGUCCCGAAGCCUACCUUCCUGCGUCUGCUGGUUUCAUGGUUUCACUCCAUCAGCAGUGAGCUCGGCCCGUCAGCGCGUUCACACACGCACUGUCCGCCCGCUGCAUGUCCCCAACGCACCGAGCCGGACGGGAAACACACGCGGUUCACUUCUGGUCCGUGAUGCUCUCUGCUGGCUGAGAGUCCAGCUCCCAACAUGUCGACCUCUGACUCGGAUUACUCCAUUGACUGGCUCGCCAGCGAUGAGGAUGACUACGACAGCCCAAAGAGAUUAAGUCCUCAGCGUGCAGAGGAGAUGCCAUUGCCGCCGUCAUCCACCUCAUCCUUAAGAGAGUCUCCUAAAACCUGCUCCCACUCCCAGCAGAGGAGGAGGAGGGACUACUGUGACCGUAAAGAUGAAGGCCGCUGUGGGGUCGCUGCCGACUCUCCAGCGGUCACUCCGGUUCAGGGAUUCACGUCUGUUUGUGAGCAGCUUUCUGUGGAGUCCACGCCUCCGUCGACCAGGAAAAGAGCACACAGCGCUGGUUCAGACGGACUCUGUGAAAAGACUCAGCCAGACGCUGGAAAUGAACUAUUUUCGCAGAAGUGCGUGGAGCUGCGCUGCUACAUCCAGCCUCUGUCGGCCAUCCUGCGGGGCCUACGAGCAGGCAGGUACUCUGAACACGGCCCUAAGCACUCGUCUCACAGCAGCAACAACAACAGCAGAGAGCAGAAGCCAGCAGGUCUCAGCAGUUUCCAGGAGAGCGUCGCAACGGACCGCAUUCAGAGAAUUAUGGGGGUCCUUCAGAAUCCAAACACGGGUGGACGUUUCCUCAGCAUUAUACUGAAGAUAGAAGAAAUGCUUCAGAGUUGGUUCCCUCACAUCAGACCAGUCCUGACGCGGACAGACGACUGCACUCCGGCUAAGAAGCAAAGGCUUCAUGCCUCCCCUCCUCCAUCCUCUCCGGCGUCGCUCUGCUCCUCAGACUCCUCCCCCCACCUCAAGCGUCUCCACGCGUCGGCCACCUGCUCCCUGAAGACGCCUGAACCGCCGCUCGGCCAGCGCGCCGCCUCCGCGCCCCGUCUGCCCGCGCGCUGCAGCCACAGCCAGAGCCAGGAGGUGACCCAGGACAACGCCGUCUCCUCCAGCACCGACUCGCACCCGGGGCCCCGGCGCCGCCCGGGUGCCGGCGCCCGCCUCAGCCGGGGGGCGCCGCCCUUCAAGAUCAGCUCGCCGUGUCUGGAACGACUCCUGCGGGCGCAGGAGAGCAUCGUCGCUCCCAGGACUGUGGCAGAUGGAGGCUGGCUGUCUUGAGAGAGAGAGAGCGAGAGAUUCAUGUGCUGUGGUGAAAAUCAGAGGCUGACCCGGGUGAGACAGGAUCUCAUCGUGGUUUCCACAGACGAUUCAAGGCCUUAAAAAAAGCAUGUUUCAAAGUCUUCUACAUCUUUUUUUUUAUUUAUUUUUUUAUCUACAGCUGAUGUGCAGUUUGCUCGGACGUCAGGAACUCCAGCGGAAAGAGUCCGACGUGACAGGGCCUGUUAAAUGGGUUUCGUGCUUCUUGCGGUCGGGGGCGUGCAGACGACCCGUCUGGUCGUUCAUACUGACGUCAGAAGCGGCUGCUCCCAGAACGCACUUCUUCUGUCAGUCUCUUUUUUUUUUUUUUUUCAUUUAAGAUUUUUUUUGGGGCAAUUUUAGGCCUUUAUUGACAGGACAGCUGAAGAAAUGAAAGGGGAGAGAGGGAUGACAUGCAGUAAAGGGCCGCAGGGUGGAGUCGAACCCAGGCCGGAUGCGUCGAGGAGCGAAACUCCACACAUGGGCGCCCGCUCCACCAACUGAGCCAUCCGGGCGCCCGUUGUCACAAGAUCUUGGCGAUGAUCGGCGCUCCGACCCUCCACGCCCAGUGGCCACGUGGCCCCGACCGCGCUGCCCGCAAGAAGCAUGAAACCCGUUUUAGAAAGUUGACUUUUAGGACUCUUCAAAGACAGCCGUCUGUGUGAGGACACACUGGAGCUCUGUGUUUUAGUUUUCACUAAUAUUUGAGGUUUUUUUUAAAUCUUCUGAUGAGUUUGUCGGAACAAUGUCGGCAGAUUGUUACUGAGUGAACAAAUGAAGCAGGAAUCCUGAGCUCUGGGGGUUCUUCUGAAAACAUGGAUCGAAAUAUUAAUGAAGGCGCAUUACAUCUGGAGACUUGGGAUUUUGAAUACUUUGUUACCUUGUUUGAUCUGCUUCUCUUUAGGUUUUUAAUGAUUCCUCUACCUCAUGCUGCUGAUACCAUCAGCACACCACCACUGUUGGGUAAAAACACCAAAACUUUACAGGAGUUGAGAAAAGCAGCCUUCCUUCUCGAUAUACUUUCCAAUAUUGAAAUAUCAAGUGGCACAAUUUACCCAAAGUCAGUUUCUGAUUAUAAUUAGCUUGAAAUCCUCAGAAGGCUUUUAAAAAGGUUUGAUCAGCUCAAGCAGUUGGUAAUGUUUCUCGAUCCACGGAGAACGAUUGGAUCUCUCAACACCCAAAACUUUGAUCGGUGAAGAGCUCUUCGUUUUUAUUUAUCCAUCAGUUUUUUGUCUUUCACGCCUCGCAUGUUCAGAGAGUUUCAGGCUGGUAAACAGUAAAUGUAUUUGGUCAUGGUACCUGUAAACAUUAAAAUCUUAAAAAGGAA
Molecule: messenger RNA, 2880 nt
Organism: Perca fluviatilis (European perch)
Lineage: Eukaryota; Metazoa; Chordata; Actinopteri; Perciformes; Percidae
Product: circadian-associated transcriptional repressor-like
Exons: 7
Coding region: 438-1535 (365 amino acids)
Biological process (GO): circadian regulation of gene expression; negative regulation of DNA-templated transcription
Cellular component (GO): nucleus
Molecular function (GO): RNA polymerase II cis-regulatory region sequence-specific DNA binding
Source: RefSeq, a predicted model, not a curated record